Carassius auratus (goldfish) is the source of this 2268-nucleotide messenger RNA. RefSeq names its product allograft inflammatory factor 1-like. Gene Ontology annotation, cellular component: actin filament; ruffle membrane. Gene Ontology annotation, molecular function: actin filament binding; calcium ion binding. The coding region runs from base 161 to 607 and encodes 148 amino acids. NCBI's taxonomy places the organism in Eukaryota, Metazoa, Chordata, Actinopteri, Cypriniformes, Cyprinidae. Gene Ontology annotation, biological process: actin filament bundle assembly; ruffle assembly. The record is from RefSeq and is a predicted model, not a curated record. The transcript has 6 exons.
CUGCAUUCCUGGCGAGCAGCGACUACAUCACAGGGAGACCUGACCUGCGCCUCUAAGCAGCGUGAGAUUCCCUCUCUCCAGCAUUACUGUCGCGAGCAGUCACCUAAACCAGUGUUUCUCCAACUCCCUUCCUUCAUUACCAUCGCUUGACCGUCCCAGCAUGCCUUCCAACCUGGAUCUACAAGGCGGAAAAGCCUUCGGGUUACUCAAAGCACAGCAGAGGGAGAAACUGGAGGAAAUCAAUAAGGAGUUUAUGGAAGACCAGAAGUACAGGGAUGAAGAGGAUUUACCAGAGAAGUUGGAUUCUUUAAAAAAUAAAUAUGCUGAGUUUGACCUGAAUGAUCAGGGGGAGAUCGACAUGAUGGGCUUGAAGCGAAUGAUGGAGAAGUUGGGUGUGCCAAAGACCCAUCUGGAGAUGAAGAAAAUGAUCUCGGAGGUGACGGGAGGUUGCAGCGACACCAUCAACUACAGGGACUUUGUGAAAAUGAUGCUUGGCAAGCGAUCAGCUGUUCUCAAACUGGUUAUGAUGUUUGAAGACAAAGCUAACGGGACCAGCUGUAAACCCGGUGGACCCCCUCCCAAGCGUGACAUCACCAGCCUACCAUAGACCAGUGGAGAUGGAUUUGAUUGACAUCUCUGCAUUCACAAAUCCCGCCCAUUUAACAUUAGGGGCUAGGUUUCUAUAGCCUUACCUAGAAUAUUUUUGGCAAGAUCCAGGGAAAAUCUUAGUUCAUAGACAGACAAAAUUAAGAAAAAAAAAGAAAGAUGUCUAUAUUUGCUGUGAAAGUCAAAGCGUAUAGUAGCUUUUUAUAAGUAAACAAAUGUAUAUAUUUAUAUGAAAAAGGUGUUUUUGAAUCGUGUUUACAAGCACAAAUCCUGUAAGUGGGGGAAGUUGAGUGUGUAACACUGCAAGUGAACCAAGUAAAGUGUACAGGAUGACACAAUUUUAGCUUGUAAGGCAAAUUUUAAGAAUUAAGAUUUUUCAUCUUCCCCAUAAUGUGUGAAUUGUUUCAUUUCAGUACAUUCGUGUUUGCCAUUUGAGUCGCUUGAAGAGUUCUUUAGCUUAUGCUUAACACAGAGUCCUAUAAUGUGACAUCAUAGAUGUUUGUGUGUGAGAGGCUCUUUUAAGAAUCAGUUAGUGCUCAGCCAUGAAAAAAAAAACUUCAUUUAGCUUGAUCUGCUUCUUGAAGCAGGAUUUCCUUUGUAACAUUUUUGUACAGGAAGGCGCAGGGAGUGAAAAUGCUGGGAUGUGAGUGAGGGAGAAGGCAAAAAGGGACGACCGUUCAUUCCUCAGAUUUUCUUUGCUCAUUCUCUGUCCAUUUUUUACUUUCCACGGUCUUCAAACUGUUUCUUUUUAACCUGUUUGUAUGCGUCCAAAUGACUGUAAUAUGUAAAUUUACUGUAUCCUGUAAGCACAUUAAAUGUUAACUUCACGUAUUGUGCAUAUACACUUUGAAUCACAAUUUUAGGGUAUGCUUUUAUAAAUUCUCCUGCUUGAAUUGGAAAUGAUGUUGUAGGAAAGAUCCGCAGCAGGGUUGAUUUUAGUCACUAUAGCCCUCUUUCCAAGUGCCUCACUCAGUUUGAUGUAGCAGAAAUUUUGAGUGAUGAUUGAGUGAAGCAUCUUUGAAACGGAUUUUGUGUGUGUGUGUGUGUGUGUGUGUGCAAUCAUAUGCUUGGAAAUUAUUUUCUGUUUAGUCGUAUUCUGAGACAUUCCAAGAAUGUCGUUGUGUGGUGGAUUCCUUGGAAAUGUUGUCAUGUUUGAACCCAAGCAGACUUACAUGUGCAUCUCUGAUGCAAAUAUUCCAGUAGUGCUUUUGUCCCUUUUUUAUUUUACACUGUCCUUAACUUAACUGUUAAGUUUUCUUUCAAUAAGAUGUGCUACAUAUGGCACAAAUGAUCAAGAGUUUGUUUUUUUUUUGUUCGUUUUUUUGUUUUGUUUAAGAUGAUGAAAUGAAAUCACUCAUCUGUAGCAGGUGUGGCUUUAACUUUCAUUUCAUACUAAAUCCGCAAAAAAAGCAACUUUUAUUUGUUUCUGUCAUGUUUUCUAGGUUUUAUUUCUGUGCCCCUGUUCAAUUUUAUCUCCUUGACAUGGUUUUGGUUUCCUUUUUAAAAUCAUUGAAGUGUGAAUUGAGGUCUGCAUUGCUUUUUAUUAGAAAUGCAUUUUUAAGUUAUUAGAAUUAUGAAUGCUUUUCAGUUCGUGUUAGCAUAUUAAUCAGCAGAGGCAUUUGUAAACUUUUGUUUCUUUAUUUUUUAUUUUUUAUUUUUUUU